This is a messenger RNA of Hydra vulgaris (swiftwater hydra), 5113 nucleotides long. NCBI's taxonomy places the organism in Eukaryota, Metazoa, Cnidaria, Hydrozoa, Anthoathecata, Hydridae. The record is from RefSeq and is a predicted model, not a curated record.
UUGAUAACUUUUUAUAAUAAUGCUUCUGUCCCGAAGAAGUGAAAAAAUAAAAAAAGGAUACAUUUGGGAUUGGUUAGAAGAUGAAAGUUUGCAGAAAAAACAGUGUUUUACUUACCCUCAAAUAAACCCAACUUUAGCAUUGCUAGAAACAGUUUCGAGUUUAGAUCGCAAAGUCCCAUAUUUACAUGGACCUCCUGACUCAGUUGUUGUUCUAUUUACUACAAAGGUGGGAACAAAGAGGUUUCAAGUGCCUUCCAAAGCAGAGUUUGAUCUCCGAGAUCCAUCUCGACCUCCUCUACAGUAUAACUUUCUUCACGAUAAUCAUCUUACGAAGUAUUUGAUGAACCCUUGUGUUAAAAAAAGGCUGUUAAAAAAAGGAUUGUUAACAAAAGAAGGAGAUGUUAAAUGUACAAUUAAAGAAUUUAAUGAGUACAGGCAAUGGAUUCGAAAAUUAAAACUGGAUGUAAUCGAAAAAGAAUGGCGAAUGUCUCAUGCACAAACAAUGGAUCGUACGCAUUCAAAAAAUGAGGAAGCAGAGCUUAUCAAGAACAAUAAAGACCACAUAAUGAAGUUGUACAGAAUUCAGCUAAAAAAAGAAAUAUUGAAAAAAGAAAAACCAAUGUCUCAGAAAGACGAGAGAGAAACACGCACGGAUCUUAAGAAAAAAGAAAAAGAAGUUUUAUUAAAAAAACAACAACUUAAAAGAAACGAAGAAAACGAAAAAAGGCGCCAGAAACGCGAAGAGCUAGAAGAUGAGGUUGUUGACUUAUUUAAAAGACGUCAAAUGUACUUCAGUGAAAAAAUGAGAGAUGAAAAAUUAGCCAACAUUGAUGAAACGAGGAAAAGGAAAAAAAGUCUUGAAAGACGAGAAAAAGUCUAUAAAAAGCAGCACAAACAAAUUGAAGAUGUUCACAAACAGUAUUUAAACAAAAACAGAGAAAAAGCUUUAAAACAUCUUCAUGAGGCUACUCUUUAUUUUUUAAAAAUGCAAAGAAGAAAAGAAUGCCAAAUUCACAAAUGGAGAGAGCAUUUGAAAAGUGUUGAAAAGAGGGAGCAUAUUCUAACAUACUGGAGAAAGUUGAGGUCCAGACUUCAAAAGAGUUCAAAGAGACAAUCGCGCUGGAGAAGUGCUUGGGAUAUUAACCAAACUAUUUUAAACCAAAGCUCCGAAUUUUUAGAGGAUUUCAAAAUGGAAGACGAGAAACCUUAUUUGGAACAAGAUGGAUCAUUCCAAGAAGAUGAGCGCGAAGAAGUGUCUUCAAAAGAGGAAUUUGUAUAUGAAAAAACGUACAAUAUAGAAACUAAAGACCAAUCUACUGAAACAGUUUUCGAAAAUAUAGCUUCUUCAACACCUGUAAACUCUGUUCAAAAUAACAGAUUUAUAGUAUCGAAUGUUCGGUUUUCACGUGUGGAAAUGGAGCGAAUUCGCGUUGUUGCCAUCGAUAUUAUUAACGCUAAACUAUUAUCAGCUGUAAAUAAUUGUCUCAGUGAGAAAAAUGUAUCUUCAAUUGAAAGUCUUUUAAAUAGUGAAGUAACACCGGAACUCAGCAUUGACAUUCUCUGCUACGCAAAAAAUUUGGCAGCUGCAUCACUUAUUAAAGCAGGGGAACAUUUAGGCUUUAACAAAAAUUUAAUAAUAUCAAUAUUCGGGAUUACCCCAAUUGAAGAAUCUAUAUUAAAACUAGAAAAGAAGAUAUCAUCGUUGUCAACAAAACAAAUGAGCAGUCAGCAUUUGCUAACAAAUUCUAGUUUAGAGGUUAAACCUUCUUUUAGUCUAGAAGUGGAAAGAUUUGCAAAACACAUUUCAACACUUACAUUAAUAAGAGCUGGCGCUUCUUUAGGUUUUAAUAGUUUAGAAAUUGUGGAUGCUUUUGGUAUAGAAUUUAAAGUCGAAGAUUUUUUACCUGAGAUAGAAAAGAUAAAUCAGCAGUUUGUCAAAGAUUUAGUGAAGCAAGCUAUGAUGCAAGCUGCUUUAAGUUUAGGCUACACUCAAGUUGAAGCGGAACUUGCGGUAAAUUCUGUGCAUUCUAUAAACAACAGCCUGCUUGUUAAGACAACGGAUUUUAAUGAAGAGCCGACAGAAAAUGCUGAAAUCACAAGUUAUGCAAAGAACAUGGCGGCAGUUUCCCUGAUUAAAGCAGGAAUAUCUUUAGGUUAUGAUGAUCUAGAAAUUGUUUCGGCUUUUGGUAUUGAAGUCAACGGUGACCUUUUAAAAAGUAUAGAACAUCAAAAAAAGGAUUUAGUUUCAAAUAUAGUAAACAAAGCUCUGAUGCAAGCAGCCUUAAAUCUUGGAUAUAGUUAUAGCGAGGCAGAAGUUUCGCUCAAUUAUCUAAACAAAUACGAUCAAGAAGAUUCCUAUUCAAGAAAAUUAUUUUCGGACACAGAUGAAGUCUUUGACGCAGACGAGAUAACAAAAUGUAUAUCAAGUACUAAAAGUUUGGACCAAGUUUCGAACAAUAAUAACAUUGAACCAACCACAAGCAAACGUUAUGAUACGGAAGCUAAAUCAAAACCAAGACUUGAAAUAGCAAAACAUAUUGCAGCAAUAUCACUUAUUAGAGCUGGCAUAUCCUUAGGUUAUGAUCACCUUGAACUCGUUUCUGCUUUUGGCAUUGAACUAAGCGAAGAUCUAAUUUCAAAAAUAGAUGAAAGAUACGACGAAUUUAUAAGCAGUAUGGUUAAACAAUCCAUUAUACGUGCUGCAAUAAGCUUGGGUUAUAAUCCUUUAGAAGAUAAUAUAAAUUUAAAAUUAAACACUCCAAAGUCCACAUCUCCAUUCAAAAAAAAACACGAGGAUACCAAUGAUUCUUCUAUUAUAAGCAAAACAUUAACUGCAGGAAAUACAUUAACUAAAAAUCAAUAUGUAGAAAAUUCGUGCGAACAAUUUUUCAAUUCAUGUUUAGACGAUCAAAUAGAAAAGAAGAUACAACCAUCAGUUAGUUUUCAAAUUGAAGAAUGUGCCAAUAAAAUUGCUUCAUUAUCGCUAAUUAGAGCAAGUGUAUCGUUAGGAUACAGUGGAACUGAAAUUGCCUUAGCACUCAAUAUGAGUACAAGCGAAACAAGCCUUGUUUUUAGUAUAGAAAAAAAAUACAACCAACUUGUGAGCAAAAUGGUUAAGGAAGCAUUAAAAGAAGCGGCCUUAAGUUUAGGCUACACUCAAGAGGAGGCAGAGUUUGUGAUUUUUAAUUCACCAAGCUCUUCUGACAACUUGAAGACAAAAAAAUUGAAAACUUUAAAAGUUAUAUCUUGCGAAAGCAUGAAUUCUUCUGGAGAAAUACUUCCAUGUUUAAGUAACAUACAUUUAUCUCGGGUUAUGAAUAAAAACUAUAACGAUAAGUCUCCUAAAAAGUCAAGUAUGCUGCCAGGUAUCGAGUCAUUUAGUAAUACAUUUUUAACGGGAACCUCAACCUGCAUAAAACCUCGAAGAGUGAGCUCUGAGUUUCCAUCAAUUUCUACUACAUCACCAGUAUUACCAAGUCUAACUACAUCAUUAUCAAACGUUGAUAAAGCUUCUAAUGAUAAAAACGUUUCUGAUAUUACACACCUAAUUUGUUCACCAAGUUCACAACUAAAUAUUACUAAAAGUCACCGACAUUUAGUAGAAAGCUCUGACAGUCUAUUUAUGACAGAAGAGCCUGAAGUUGUUUUAAAAAACCCGGCAGACUUUGAAGAGAAUAAAUCAUUAUUUGAAGUAAAGACACGCCCACUUUACUUAAAAAAAAAAGACUUAAGAAAAACCGUUAGUCACCAUUUAACGACCAAUGAAAGACCUAAAUUUUUUAGAUAUUACUCUACCGGUCGCCUACAAUCAGAAGCUGGUGGUAAUGAUGAUGUCAAUAAACAACUCGUAACUGCUAACAAACUCCACGCAAAUGUUCAUGAAAAAACCAAUAAAAACUCACAAAGCAGCUCUAUAAAAUUAGAAUCUAAAAGUACUUUUAUUCAAAACCCAACUUUGUUACCAACAAUAACUUCUCAAAACAGUAAUAAAAGCAGAUAUAACAAACAAAGUCCUUAUAAAUCUCACACAACAAACAACUUAGCUCACAAAGCUCAAUCAAGCAGUAAACUAAAAAGUGAAUUUUUAGACCAAUCGUGUUUUGAAUUGAACCCUUCAAAACCAGUGUCAGUAUCUCUUAAUACAGGGUUAAGACAGGUCAGAAGAAUUGAAAAAGGUUGCAAUAUAAGUUUAAAAAACCUGAUUUUAUCAAACAAAAAACAUGUUGAUUCAGGUGUUGAACAUUCAAAAUCAGAAAGCGAGUCUAAGUGCAGUGUAGAAAAACCUGCAGCACCCUCAUUGAAUAACUUUGUCGGCGAAAAAACAGAAGAAAUUAAAGUUAUUGGAAACAAACAGUCUUGGCAGCCUAAUCAAGUAGUUGACGAAGGACACAUUAUAAAGCAAAGCGAAAAUAAAAGUAACCAUGAAAUGAGGUUGAAUGCUUUAAACAAUAAGCAAGCGGAAACUAUAAACGAUCAAGCUAUAGACCAAAAAAACAAUCAGACUACUCCAGUAAAAACCUUUUCAUUGCAUAGUAACUUUAAAAGGUCUUUGGCGGUUAUACAUAACCGCAUAAACGAUAAGCCAGAUACACUAAUCUCAAUGCAAAAUGCAGCAGCGAACACAAAAGAUUUAACUUCAAAUAAGACCGUUUCUUCUGAACCUACGUUGACACCCUCUCCACCUUUAGUCUCUAAACCACACUAUCUUUACUAUUCACAAUCUGUUAAAACAAUGACAAACAAUAACAGCCUUAAAGAAUUAAUAAAAUGCAAAAGCCUCGAUUCAGGAAAUAACUUUAUAAACGCAAGAUUGAGACCUUUUCAAUCACACGAUAAAGAAUCCAUUAUGUUAAAUAAAAUUCUAGCACCUUACACAAAACCUGUUCAAACGGAACCAAUUGAUUGCAAUUCAAUAACAGAUAUAAAAUAUAUUUCAGCACAUCCCGUCGAACCAUUAAACUCGUCAACAACAAAGGUAGAUGGCAAUGUUUCGUCUACAAAUCAAACAGUUAAAACACCAAGUAUAGCCAUUGAGAAACUUUCGUCACACGAAGCCAAAAUAAAGUCUACCAAAUCGAAUCCAGACCGAAUUCCAUAUGACAACCCAGUCUAA